Messenger RNA from Adineta steineri, 1578 nucleotides. Lineage: Eukaryota; Metazoa; Rotifera; Eurotatoria; Adinetida; Adinetidae. The record is from the annotation of a GenBank genome assembly.
AUGAUUCUAUUUAUUAUAUGCAUUGGUCUUACGACUUAUUAUCUCUACCUACUGUGGCAACGCUACCAAUAUUUUAGUCGACGAGGUAUUCCUACACCACCUUUUCGAUUCUUUUAUGGUCAUUUAAAAACAUUAUGGAAUGCUGCAUCUUUUCAUCGUCAGUUAGAAACUUGGACACAACAGUAUGGUAAAAUAUAUGGAAUUUAUCAAGGAACUGCUCCUACUUUAGUUGUUAGCGAUCCUGAUUUUCUUCAAGAAGUUUUUAUCAAACAAUUUUCUGUUUUUCCCGGUCGACGAGAGUUAUUAACAGGCAAAAUUCCUAAUCUCUUUUCUUCAUCGGGUCCAUCAUGGCAUCGAUAUCGUCAUGUCAUCAAUCCAACAUUUUCUGCAGCUAAAUUAAAAAUGAUGAGUCCUCUUAUCAAUGGAUGUAUAAGUAAUGUAAUGGAUAAAUUUGACGAUCAUGUACGCAAUGGCAAUGAAUUUAAUAUCUAUAUAUACUAUAAACGAAUGACAAUGGAUGUUAUAUGUCGAUGUGCAUUUGGUAUUGACACCGAUAUACAAAACAAUCCAGACAAUAUAUAUUUGAAGAAAAUUGACGAAUUUUUUGCUCGUGGCUUUCAAAUGGAUGGUUUUCAUAAAUUUGCUCAACUUGCACCUGAAAUAGCAAAUAUCAUUACUGAAAUGUAUUUUGGACUCAACAACGUAAAAGUCUUCCUCAAUACACAUAUUCUACCAUUAAUAUCAACAAAGCGAUUAGAUGAACUUUCAAAUAUGUGGCUUCUUACUCGUUUAGAUCCAAUUAUUGAGCAGCGACUAAAAACACCUACUUCACGAGUCGAUCUUCUGAAACUAAUGUUAGACGUGAUGACUGACGAACCAAUUAAUGAUCAAGUGCAGGAUAGCAACAGCAGCAAAGCAAAUCAUCGGCUAACUCGGAAAGAAAUUACCAUCAACAUUCUUGUCUUUAUGGCAGCAGGAUAUGAAACAACAUCUACCGCUUUGGCAUAUGCCACGUAUGCACUUGCUAAACAUCCUGAAGUUCUUCAGAAACUGCAGGCUGAAAUUGAUCGAUUUUUAUCGAGCGAUGAUAGUAUGUCUGACGAAGAAACAAAAAAAUAUCCAGAUUACGAUAUUGUGGCACAAAUGUCUUACCUAGAUAUGUUUGUUUCUGAAGUCUUUAGAAUGUAUCCUAUUGCAAAUGCUGCUAUUCAAAGAGAAGCAUCUUACGAUACGGUUAUAAAAGGAAUCAAAAUUGAAAAAGGUACCUUAGUGCAUGCUGAUAUUUUUACAGUCCAUUACGAUCCUGAAUUGUGGGGUCCUGAAGAUCCGUGUGUCUUCUAUCCUGAACGUCAUGCAACUAAGCGUCAUCCAAUGGCUUAUUUACCGUUUGGAGCAGGACCACGACAUUGUAUUGGCAUGCGCUUUGCAUUGAUUGAGAUCAAGAUCCUACUAAUAAGACUGCUUCAGGAAUAUACGAUUCUACCUGGUGAACACCUUGAAAGCAAACUCAACAUCCGUGAAUGGGGUCCCAUUGCACCGCGAGAAGUGUGGGUCACACUAGUAAAAAGAGAUGCUUAA